CGCGACUCUGGCGGUUGUUUUUAGUUCCUGCGGGUAGCGAGUGAUCUAGAUGCGGUGAAGUUGAUUUUUCGGGGAGGAAGUGACUACCGAUUAGGGUAGUGUGGUGAUUUUUAUUAUUUUUUUCGUUGAUUGGUGGUGAUUUUAUUUUGUAAGCGGGUUGGAUUUUUUUUUUAAGCAACUAAUUUAAAUCAUUAAAAAUGUAUGAACUAAGCAAACGACUGGCAUCAUUCUAUCCGACCUACGUCUUAGGAAUUGUAUCCAUUGGCUACAUUUGUGGAGAAUUAGGUCACUAUCUCAUAGGAGUUACUAGCAAGGCAAUAGCAGAAGAUCUGCAUUUUGGGGAUAUUUCUUGUCAACUCAAUUUAACUCAUGUGUAUCUUAGCGAUUUGCCAGUACAGUGCUCAGCAGCCAACAGUUCUGAAACGUGUGCAUCUCUAACACUCAAUGGAACUAGAUAUUGCGAAUGGACUUAUAAUGGAUUGGGGAUAGACUAUCAAGUACUUGCUGGUCCAAGUUUUAUAGCCGUUUUUACGAUAGUAGGAGUAGUCAUGGGUUUUCUAGCAGACAAAUUCAACAGGGUCACAUUAUUAAGUGUUUGUACAGUAGUAUUUGGCGUUGCCAUUAUUCUAAGUGGAAGCGUAAAGGAAUUUUGGCAGUUAGUACUUCUGCGUAUGAUAAUGGCAGCUGGAGAAUCGGGUUGCAAUCCUCUUGCCACUGGAAUUCUCUCUGAUAUUUUUCCUGAAGAUAAAAGAGCUUUGGUCAUGUCCGUUUUUAAUUGGGGAAUAUACGGAGGUUAUGGUAUUGCAUUUCCUGUUGGCCGGUAUAUUCCUCCUAUGAAUACCUGGGGUCUAGGAUGGAGAGUAACCUACUAUGGUGCUGGAAUUGUAGCUCUUAUACUGGCACUUUUGACUUGGUUUACAUUAAAAGAUCCCGAACGCAAAUCGAUCGGUGAAGAUGCAUCACAGAAUGCGGCCGCUAAAAAAUUCACUAUUUGGAACGUUAUAGCUGAUCCCAGGGUGAUUCUUUUAUGUUUCGCUGCUUCCAUAAGGCAUUGCGGAGGGAUGUGCUUUGCUUACAAUUGUGAUCUUUAUUACCAAACUUAUUUUCCCGAUUAUGAUUUAGGUUGGUGGCUGUUUGCAGUUACUAUAGUUAUUGGCUCGAUUGGUGUAGUCAUUGGAGGAAUAAUAUCGGACAAGAUUGUGGCAAAAAUGGGUAUUCGAUCAAGGUGUGUGGUCUUAGCAGUUAGCCAAAUAAUAGCGACUCCUUUUGCAUUUGGAAGUGUUUACUGCACACCCGUAGGUGCUAUGGUUACCCUUGGGAUCUCUUAUUUCUUUGCUGAAAUGUGGUUUGGCAUUCUAUUUGCUAUGGUGGUAGAAAUAGUGCCUCUACAUGUCCGAUCUACAACGAUCGGUGUCUUCCUCUUCGUCAUGAAUAACAUCGGAGGAAAUCUUCCUAUUGCUGUUGAACCUGUAUCAAAACAAAUUGGCUACAGAGAAAGUUUAUUCAUAUUUUAUGUCGGAGCUUAUGCAUUUAGUUCCGUUCUUUUCCUGUUGACCACAUUCCUUAUGCCAGCUCAAAAGCCAGCCGAACCAGCUCCGCAGAAAGAAUUAACAGGACACGAUAACGUUGUUUUCACCGGCGAUGAAACGAAUCUACCUACCAUUACAUCCCUUGUAAGGAAUACAAAGAGGAUGGACAAUGAAAGUCAUAGGCUGUAGAAACUUAUUAUUUAAGUUUUUAAAAUAUUGUAAAUAUGUUUUUAAGUGUAAAUAAGCUGUGAUCGAACAUUUGCGGACAUUAUUGUAAAAUAAAUAUUUG
Messenger RNA from Psylliodes chrysocephalus, 1818 nucleotides. The record is from the annotation of a GenBank genome assembly. Lineage: Eukaryota; Metazoa; Arthropoda; Insecta; Coleoptera; Chrysomelidae.